Chondrus crispus (carragheen) is the source of this 978-nucleotide messenger RNA. RefSeq lists its product as hypothetical. Gene Ontology annotation, biological process: copper ion homeostasis. Gene Ontology annotation, cellular component: membrane. Gene Ontology annotation, molecular function: copper ion binding; ATP hydrolysis activity; P-type divalent copper transporter activity. The coding region runs from base 1 to 978 and encodes 325 amino acids. NCBI's taxonomy places the organism in Eukaryota, Rhodophyta, Florideophyceae, Gigartinales, Gigartinaceae. The transcript is spliced from 2 exons. The record is from RefSeq and is a predicted model, not a curated record.
AUGCUGUUCGCGCGGGUCGACGCGCUCGGUGCCAAAGGUCUGCACCACUUGGUUGGAGGGUCCGGCUUCCGCGUCGUGGAUAUCAUCGCGUUUGUGCUUGCCACGCCAGUCCAGUUCCUCUUUGGCUUUCGCUUUUACAGAGGUUCAUGGUACUCACUGAAGCAGCGCAGGGCGAACAUGGACUUGUUGGUCGCAUUGGGGACUUCCAUAGCCUACUUCUUCAGCGUAACCCUCCUCGAUGCGAUGGCAUUUGAGACAUCGUCAUUGCUGAUCACGAUUGUGCUGUUUGGGAAGUGGAUGGAGACGAUGGCCAAGAAGAAGACCACGGCAGGAGUAGAGUCACUUACCAAGCUCGCACCUCGUCUUGUUACAUUGGUGUCCAGGCCGCCUUCAUCGCAACCAAUUUACUCUGAACCGGUCAAUGCGGAGCUGGUGUCGGUGGAUGACCACUUCCAGGUCAAUCCCGGGUCAUCGUUCCCCCUGGAUGGUGCGGUGCAAGCAGGGGAAACAACGGUGGAUGAAUCCAUGCUCACCGGAGAGUCGUGGCCAGUGCGCAAGGGCCCCGGGGAUGCCGUGUACGCUGGAACUGUGAACGGCAGUGGUGCAGUCGUGGUGCGUUGCACAGCCAGCGACUCGGACUCGAUGCUGGAGAAGAUCAUCGAGCUGGUGAAACGGGCGCAAGAUUCGCGCGCCCCAAUCGAAGCUGUGGCCGACAAGGUCUCAGCUACAUUCGUGCCGGCCGUGCUCAUCGUCGCGUUGGCCGUAAUCGCAAUUUGGUUUGCGCUCAUCCAAAGCCCAGUAAUCCCAGGCGACUGGGCAGACGGUGAAGGCAACGUGCUCUUCUCGCUGUUGUUUGGUCUUUCUGUGCUCAUAAUCUCAUGCCCGUGCGCAUUUGGCCUGGCGACACCGACCGUGGUGAUGAUGGCGACGAGCAUAGGGGCACAAAAGCUGGGCAUCCCGUACAAGGACGGCAGAUAG